Eutrema salsugineum is the source of this 222-nucleotide messenger RNA. RefSeq lists its product as uncharacterized. The record is from RefSeq and is a predicted model, not a curated record. NCBI's taxonomy places the organism in Eukaryota, Viridiplantae, Streptophyta, Magnoliopsida, Brassicales, Brassicaceae.
AUGGGACCCAACAACAUGUUGCCUAGGUUCUGCCCCGUGAAUAUCGUGAUGUUACAGAUACACUACUAUUUUGGUAAAGCUGGAAACUUGAAUGGUUAUCACAUCAAGUCGGUCAUGUGAACGUAGCAAACAGUGGAGAUCCCAGGAGCCAAUUGGAAUCUGCCAAGUCGCUUCGACUUAAAGAUUAGGAAGAACAUAAGCCACAAGUUGAAGCAAAUGGUG